This is a messenger RNA of Grus americana (Whooping crane), 1856 nucleotides long. RefSeq names its product ST6 N-acetylgalactosaminide alpha-2,6-sialyltransferase 4 (gene ST6GALNAC4). Bases 345 to 1238 code for a protein of 297 amino acids. Gene Ontology annotation, molecular function: alpha-N-acetylgalactosaminide alpha-2,6-sialyltransferase activity. The transcript is spliced from 6 exons. The record is from RefSeq and is a predicted model, not a curated record. Gene Ontology annotation, biological process: ganglioside biosynthetic process; oligosaccharide metabolic process. NCBI's taxonomy places the organism in Eukaryota, Metazoa, Chordata, Aves, Gruiformes, Gruidae.
GAAAACAAAGUCCAGCAGCCCUCCCUGGGCAGGCGGGCAGCAGGCAGUUCGCUCUGCAGCAGUUUCUCACAAGUGCUCUGCAGCUCGGCCCUGGCAGGAGGGGCUGCAGGUGACAAGUGGCCCCCGGGGACAUCGGACGGGGACUGGGGUACCAAGAGGCCUGCGUGUCCCGGUCCUGUUCCUGAGCCAUUUUGGAUCAUUUUGGUCCCUGGGCUGUUCCCAGGGACCAGCCUGAGCUCACCAGUAUCUGCCAUGGAUGGGAGCUAGUGGUGCACAGAGGGUGCAAGCCCCCACCCUCCGGGUGACCCCCGGAUCCCGCCGGGUGACCCGCCAGCUCCCCGAGGAUGAAGACGCUGGUCCGGCUCUUCCUAAUGCUGGUGUGUGUGGCGGUGGUCACGGUGCUGUACAUCCUGCUGUGCUCCCACGUCUGCCUGCAGUUCUGCUGCUGGCCCCCGGGGCAGCAGGGUAGCCCCACGGCACCCACCAUCCUCAGCUUCCAGGGGUACAGCCGUGUCCCCGAUGGCAAGCCGCUGGAGCGAGCACUGUGCCGCCGCUGCGCCAUUGUCUCCAGCUCGGGGCAGAUGCUGGGCUCACACCUGGGAAAGGCCAUCGAUGGGCAGGAGUGCGUCCUGCGGAUGAACCAUGCCCCUACUGCCGGCUACGAGGAGGAUGUGGGGGCACGGAGCACCAUCCGGGUGGUGUCACACACCAGCGUCCCGCUGCUGCUGAGGAACCAGCCCUACUUCUUCCAGCAGUCCCAGGAGACCCUCUACAUCAUCUGGGGGCCAGCAAAGAAGAUGAACCGGGAGAAAGUGGGCCCAACCUACCGGGCGCUGCUGAAGGUGAUGGAGACGUACCCCCACCUGCAGAUCUAUACCCUGACCGAGGAGAAGAUGACAUAUUGCGAUGACGUCUUCCAGAACGAGACGGGGAAGAACAGGCUGAAGUCCGGCUCCUUCCUGAGCACAGGCUGGUUCACCAUGAUCCUGGCCAUGGAGCUGUGCGAGCAGAUCUGUGUCUUCGGCAUGGUCAGCGACAGCUACUGCAGGGAGAAGAACCACUCGAGCGUGCCCUACCACUACUUCGAGAAGGGCCGGCUGGACGAGUGCAGGAUGUACCUGGUGCAUGAGCGAGCCCACCGCGCUGGGCACCGCUUCAUCACCGAGAAAGCCAUCUUCUCCCGCUGGGCCAAGAGGAGGAACAUCAUCUUCACCCACCCAUCCUGGGCAGGUGGUUAGGCUGCCAGCCAUGGGGUGAGGCAGCAGGGACCCUCUCAUCCUGCAACAACGUGUCUCAGCUCGGCUGUUGCCACAGUUGAAAGCCUUUUGCCAAGCCCCAGAGUGGGGAGUCUCUGUCUCCGCAGUGGCAGAGCUGGCUCCCCCAGCCAGUGGGUGGGCUGGGACCCCUCAUAUCAGUGCACAGGGGACAUGAGCUGUGCCUGCCCAGAUGGACCCAGGGCGACCACAAAGGUUUUCCGCCCGCUCUACUGAGAUGAAUAUUUAAUGCAGGAUUAAGUAUUUAUGCUGCUGGGCUCCAGCAUGACGGGGGAUGAGAGCUCGGUCCCACCAGGGCCAUGAGCUGGUGCCUCUCCCAGGGAUGAAGCUCCACCGCGGUCCUUGCCCCACUCAUGCCCAAGACCCAGUGCUGGGUGGGGGGUGCAGGGAGCUGGGUCCGGGCUCCCCCAUCCUGCUGCCUUCUGCUGCUCUGCACCCAGGCAGGUCCCUGCGGUCCCCUGCAUGCCCCCAGCUGGGAAGCCCAGGGGCCACACGCACCCCAGGGGCUCUGAGUUGCCUUGUCACAAGUGCCCUUGGAUUCAGACCAAAGCAAAUGUGGCCAUUAAAACUGUUUUUAACUUG